Messenger RNA from Aricia agestis (brown argus), 2149 nucleotides. RefSeq names its product sodium-coupled monocarboxylate transporter 2-like. The record is from RefSeq and is a predicted model, not a curated record. The transcript has 13 exons. Lineage: Eukaryota; Metazoa; Arthropoda; Insecta; Lepidoptera; Lycaenidae. Gene Ontology annotation, biological process: transmembrane transport; sodium ion transport. Gene Ontology annotation, cellular component: membrane. Gene Ontology annotation, molecular function: symporter activity. Bases 65 to 1840 code for a protein of 591 amino acids.
CUGUUCCGCUCGGUAAGUGAUCGGCAGAGAUGCUAUAGCGUCGUGAGGAUCAGACGUUUAUAAGAUGGCGGUGGUAUAUUUCGACUGGCUCGAUUAUGUGGUUUUCGGUGGAAUGCUGCUGCUGUCGGCGCUUAUUGGAGUCUACUUCGCUUUCUUCGCCCAGAAGAAGCAGAAUACGACUUCGGAAUACCUGAUGGGUGGAAAAACCAUGGGCAUGUUCCCCAUCUCGAUGUCCUUGAUAGCCAGCUAUAUAUCCGGAAUUUCUCUACUUGGGCUGCCCGCUGAAAUGUACACAUUUGGCACACAGCUAUGGACGAUAGUUUUAUCAGAAUGGGCCGUGUCACUUACCAUCGCUAUAGUCUAUCUGCCCGUCUUCUAUAAGCUUCAAAUUACUUCAACUUAUGAGUAUCUUCGGAUGCGAUUCAAUAGCAACGUAAGACUGCUGGGAUCAAUUAUAUUUAUCAUCAAAAUGUUGCUCUACAUACCCAUUGUGAUAUAUGUACCGGCUCUAGCUUUUAGUCAAGUGACUGGAGUGAACCUUCACAUGAUAACGCCUAUAGUUUGUCUCGUCUGUAUAUUCUAUACAACACUUGGUGGUAUCAAAGCCGUGGUAUGGACGGACGCUCUACAGACCAUCAUGAUGUACAUUGGAGUGCUGAUAGUGCUGGUGUAUGGGACUUGGCGUUUGGGUGGCGUAGGUGAAGUUAUAAGGAUCAACAAGGAAGGUGAUCGGCUUGAUUUUUUCAACAUGGACUUGGACCCGACCAUACGCCACACAUUUUGGACUACUGUCUUCGGAAACUACUUCGGAUGGCUUUCUCUAUGUGCGGUCAACCAAGCUACUGUACAACGGUGUUUAGCUCUCUCGUCCUUGAGACGUGCAAGGAUCACAAUCUUCAUAAUGGCAGCUGGUAUAUUCAGCAUAGUAUCUCUAUGUUGUUACACUGGACUCGUCAUAUACGCGACCUUCGCCAAGUGUGAUCCGCUCAGUACGGGCGCUAUAAGGAAAAACGACCAGCUUCUACCCUACUUUGUGAUGACGAUCACGGGUUCGAUCCCUGCACUACCCGGCCUCUUCAUGAGCGGAGUCUUCAGCGCCGCUUUGAGUUCCAUGUCCACGGGGCUCAACUCAAUCUGUGGAGUGAUAUUCGAAGAUAUGAUUCGACCUACAUACAAUAAACCCAUCUCAGAGAGAACUGCUAGUCUCAUCAUGAAGAUUAUUGUGGCUGUAGUAGGUGCCAUGUGUGUGUCGUUAGUAUUCUUAGUGGAACACAUGGGUGCGCUGAUACAAGCUGGCAAGAGCCUCGCUGGCAUCACCGCUGGCAGCUUACUUGGACUGUUCACUAUGGGCCUGUUUAUACCCUGGAUUAAUUCCACGGGCGCUCUAAUAGGUGGUAUAUCGUCCACUUUACUCGUCGGCUGGAUAUCAAUCGGCACCCAAGCUGCUAUGAUGCGAGGCGAUAUCAUCGUGGUGCCCAAACCCGUGGAUGUGUCUGGCUGCGGGGAGAAUAUAACCAUACCCUUCAUGGCUACGCAACCUUCUGUGGAGUUUGACAGAUCGGGCACCUUCUUCCUGUACAGAAUAAGUUACUUGUAUUACACCUUCAUUGGGAUGAUGGUUUGUAUCAUCGUUGGUUCCAUUGUCACCUACUUCACGGAACCUAAUGAUCCGACCAUGGUCCAUCGUGACCUCCUAACGCCUGUGAUUCAUCGCUGGCUGCCACCACAGAGCGUGCAUUGCCGCCGCCCGCGCCUUACGCAGCACACCGUUGAUUUACAAUCGCGUGAGCUCGACCGCCUAACCACCAACCCUGCCAUCUCGAAGCCGAUUAGUUAUUAAGAAAGAAAAAAGCUGAGAGAUAACAGGGAGAUCUGAUGUUUGUUAUUUAGUUUAAACAAAAUUUUGUUGGAUAUUAAACAGAAAAUGGGAAACAUAAAUUGUGGGUAGCAAUUUUUGAUUUUUUGUAGCAUAGAAUUGUAUUUUGUUACGAUUUAAUGUAUCUGUUGUCUCACACCGAAGCGAACAUUUUUUUUGCCUUCGAUAUCAGAAUAUCAUAUAGGGUAGAAUAUUAUAGGUAAUUAAGUAAUUUUGACAUUCCAUUUUAGUUGCUAAGAAAAGUGUUCAAUUUAGGCAUUUUGUAACGUAGCU